AGGAGAUGGGCUUGCGGCCUGGUGGGGGAACGGCAGCUGCUGGGAAUGGAGGGGAGGGAAGUUCCACUAGUGCUGGUACAAUGGAAUCUCAUUCUACGCAUCAAGGUGGUACAAUGGACGAUUCUCAUUCGACGGGAGAUCCUGGUACAAUGGGAAGUGCUGGUGUAGGACAUUCGACGGCUGGACUUGGUACAAUGGGUGGGAGCGGAGAGAGAGGUCAGACGAAACGGGCAGCGCGUCGGACAAGAGGAGUCCCCAAACGUGCUUAUACUUGGAAGGAUCCCAGUAAGAAGAACAAGGCUGGGUUGAAGGAUCGGAUGGGUGAGGGGAAGGGGAAGGGGAAGGUGGAUAAGGGAAAGGGAAGAGACGAGUGAGGUUGAGGCUGAUAUUGGCGUGCAGGGAGUGAGGUUGGAUGUGGGG
This is a messenger RNA of Hyaloscypha bicolor E, 420 nucleotides long. RefSeq lists its product as uncharacterized. The record is from RefSeq and is a predicted model, not a curated record. The coding region runs from base 6 to 374 and encodes 122 amino acids. NCBI's taxonomy places the organism in Eukaryota, Fungi, Ascomycota, Leotiomycetes, Helotiales, Hyaloscyphaceae. The transcript has a single exon.